AUGCGCUUCCUCGCGGCCUGCGGCGAGGACUGCGUGCUCUACGUCUGGGACGCGACGAGCGGCGAGGUCGUCUUCGGCAAGCGCUACGCGAAGCGGCUCAGCCUCUUCCAGUGGAUCGGCGCGAUGGACCGGGGCCGCCGCCGCGUCUACCGCCUCGCGACGGCGGUGACGGGCGUCGCCGAGGUCGAGCACGGCGAGCUCAGCUUCGACGCGACGCGCCAGCAGUGGCAGCUCGCGUCCGCGCCCGUCGUCAUGCCCGCCGCGGGCAUGGCGCGCGAGUACAAGUGCUCCGCGCUCGCGACGUACCCGUCGCCCGACGGCGGCGAGCCGGAGAAGUACCUCCUCGCGGGGACCAUGGAGGGCGACCUGCUCGUCAUGCGCCUCGCGGCGCCCGCGCGCGACGACCCGACGCUCGACACCGCGCGGUCCAGUGCGCGGUCCGGCGGCGUCUACCGCGCGUCCGUGCCCAUCUGCACGGGCGGCCUCCUGGCCCUCGCGCUCAAGCCCGGCGGCGGCGCCGACGGCCGGCCGGCGGUCUUCGCCGGGGGCGGCGACGGCGUCGUGCGGCGCGUCGACGGCUACGACAUGCGCUGGCGGCUCACGGACGAGGCCGCCGUCGACGGCGCGGUCGUCGCGAUGUCGUUCGUCGACGGCGGCGACGAGCUGCUCGUGGGCACGGACAGCGGGCGCACCUACCGCCUCCUGGCGGGCGAUUUAGGCCAGCCCGCGAGCCCGCUCACGGUGUCGCACGUCGGCGUCCCGCGCGACGUCGCCUUCGGGGCUCGAGCGGACGUCUUCGCGUCGUGCGCGUCCGACGGGGAGGUCGUCGUCUGGGACCUGUCGACCUACGACGCCAUCGCGACGACGAAGCGGGCCUGCGCCGCGCCCAAGGGGCGGCCGGCCGACGCGGCGGAGCGGCCGCGGCGCGUCGCGCAAUUCGGAGACGGCGCGACGUGUUUGGCGUGGGUCACGGACGUCGCGGUCGUCGCGGGCUACGGCGACUGCCACGUGCGCUGCUUCUCCGCCGCCGACGGGGCGCUGGAGUGGGCCAUCCCGACGGCGCACCGCCGGCCCGUGUCGGCCAUCGCGUGCCACGUGGAGCAGAAACUGGCGUACCUCGUGACGGGCUCCGAGGACGGGUCCGUCCGCGUCUGGAACCUGUCGACGCGCGAGGUCAUGAUGCAGUUCGCCGAGCACCACAAGGGCGUCACGGGCCUGGUGGUGGACGCGGCGGACCCGCGGCUCUUCCACUCGGGGGGGCUCGACUGCGCGGUCUUCACGCACGACCUCCGGUCCGAGAAGCGCACGGUGUCGCACAUGAUGCGCGAGGGCGCCUUCACGGGCCUGAGCCAGCGCAAGGACAGCGAGCGCGAGCUCAUCACCUGCGACGCCAACGGCCGCGUCCUCUUCUGGGACUGCGACGUGCCCGAGCCCAUUCUGGGGGUGUCGGUGGACGGCACGACCGUCGCCUGCGUCGCCGUGAGCCCCUCGGGCCGCUACUUCGUCCUCUGCCGCGACGAGAUGCUCACGAUCUUCGAGCUCGACGCAAACUCGGCGACGGCGCACCCGAAGCCCAUCGCCGAGGGCUGGGCCCACAGCGCCAACGUCACCAAGGUCCAGUGGAGCCCGGACGAGCGCCAGCUCGUCUCCAUCGGCGCAGAUUCUUGCAUCUGCAUCUGGAACUUCUUCGGCACCUCCGACUAG
Aureococcus anophagefferens is the source of this 1704-nucleotide messenger RNA. RefSeq lists its product as hypothetical. Gene Ontology annotation, biological process: cilium assembly. The coding region runs from base 1 to 1704 and encodes 567 amino acids. The transcript is spliced from 2 exons. Lineage: Eukaryota; Pelagophyceae; Pelagomonadales; Pelagomonadaceae. The record is from RefSeq and is a predicted model, not a curated record. Gene Ontology annotation, molecular function: protein binding.